Messenger RNA from Hirsutella rhossiliensis, 999 nucleotides. RefSeq names its product ureD urease accessory protein. Gene Ontology annotation, molecular function: nickel cation binding. The transcript has a single exon. The coding region runs from base 1 to 999 and encodes 332 amino acids. The record is from RefSeq and is a predicted model, not a curated record. NCBI's taxonomy places the organism in Eukaryota, Fungi, Ascomycota, Sordariomycetes, Hypocreales, Ophiocordycipitaceae.
AUGGUCCAGCUGCACACUCACCCCUUUCCCAAGUCUUCGGCCUCUCCCGGACAGGGCAAAAUCGUUGCCAAGCUCCUCCCGGGCGGAGGCAACGGCCUCGAGUCCAUCGUAUAUCAAUAUCCUCUGAAGCUCAUCUCGCCCACCACUCCUUCUGGCGGCCAGAAGAGCGUGCUCGUCUUUCUCCUAUCCUACGGCGGCGGCCUGGUGGGAGGUGACACCGUCAGCUUGUCCGUCGUCAUCCGCGCCGGAGCCAGCUUGAGUCUUGUCACCCAGGGCCACACCAAGAUUUUCAAGUCUCCUUCUCCCAACGUCGUGACAAGUCAGGUCAUGCAUGUGCGGAUGGACCAGGACUCGGCUCUCUGUCUCCUUCCUGACCCGGUUCAGCCGUUCGAGGACAGCGCUUAUGCGCAGACGCAGAUCUUCGAACUGGCCAGCCGAUGCUCCCUGUGCCUCUUGGACUGGGUGACUGCCGGCCGCACGGCUCGCGGAGAGAUGUGGAGUUUCGUCAAGUGGAAGGGACGAAACGAGGUCUGGCUGCGCGGUGCCGAGGACCGAAACCGUCUCUUGGUCAGAGACACGGUUCUGCUCUCGCGAGACGGCAGCACGGCCGUUGGUCUGCCUUUGAGGGAGACGAUGCACCAAAUGACCAUCUUUGGCACCCUCAUCCUGCGCGGGGUCAUGCUGGAACCGCUCGCCAAGUUCUUUCUCGCCGAGUUCGAUGCCUUGCCGCGCUUAGGUGCUCGCGACUUUCGUUCCAAGGAAGCCCGCGAGGAAGAGGCCAAGAACAUGUCCAACUUUGAGCACUGGCGCUCCCGACGGAUCGAAGACGAAGCGAGUCAGGGCGUACUGUGGUCGGCGGCGCGUGUCCGGGGCUGCGUCGUGGUCAAGUUUGCUGCUCCUACCGUGGAGGCUGGCAGGGAGUGGAUAGGAUCCAUGUUGGUCAAGGAGGGCACCGUGGAUGCUCGGUUUGGCCAUGAGGCAUUGAUGUGUGUGAGGUGA